Molecule: messenger RNA, 786 nt
Organism: Acytostelium subglobosum LB1
Lineage: Eukaryota; Evosea; Eumycetozoa; Acytosteliales; Acytosteliaceae
Exons: 3
Coding region: 1-786 (261 amino acids)
Source: RefSeq, a predicted model, not a curated record
AUGGAGGCAAAGUGGAUAGCCAAGGCAUCGAAUGGACCAUUGAGGUUCGCCGACACAUWCACUGGCCCUCUCUACAAGUACGAYGUCUCUGGCAUGUACGCYGCCAUCAUGAAGAGCAGUACCUUCUCAGUSCCRAUCAAGARAGGCGAGUUCCAUCAACUGACUGACGAGGAGCUCAGCGCCAAGUCUGGCAUCCCCUUUGGCAUCUACAGGGCGAUCAUCAAAGGAKCUAGGACUUACAUUCAACCUGAUYAAYGAYGRCAAGCACAAUGCCCWACUCUWCCCARCUKGCAGRGUCAAYGGCAACAUGCUGUUCGGCAAGUUCAUCGAUCAGGUACUAGAGUGGAAGGARGCAGGUGUGCCYCGCGCCAAGGAGCUCUAUCAACGUCUCUGGGGYGCUCUCUCCAAGUACAACAAAUCCAAAGAGCCAGUCUSCCAGAGAAYCACUCRGUCGAUGCGAUGAACAUCACGCACAAUGGCAACGUCAUGGUCAAGUCAAUCAACAACCUCGACACGUUCGACACGCCAUUCGCUCGCAUCAUGCCAUUCAUCAUCUCUCGUGGUCGCAAGAUGAUUGGGACGAUAAUAAAGGAUGACAUUGACUGCAUCAAGCGCGUGCACACUGAUGGAUUCGUCUCGACCAAGCCAUGGACAGUCAGGACUGGCAAGAAGUCAUUGGAUUACCCCAAGUUGGGCAAGGACUGCGGCGACCUGCGCUACGAGGGCUAUUGUGCCAAUGCCAUCGUCAACAACAUGCUCAAGCCAGUUGGAGUGUUUGAAAUAUAA